GUGAGGGGUGUUGGCCACAAUAGCGCGGAGGGCGCUGUCACGUGGUGUGGCGGGCGUGGCCUUGAGGAAGCGGAUCCCGCGCUGGGCCGGGUGCCGAUUGACACCAAAGCUGCCAGAGAAUGGACAGUGAGGUACAGAGAGAUGGAAGAAUCUUGGAUUUGAUCGACGAUGCUUGGCGAGAAGACAAGCUGCCUUAUGAGGAUGUCGCAAUACCACUGAAUGAGCUUCCCGAACCUGAACAGGACAACGGGGGCACCACGGAGUCGGUUAAAGAACAAGAAAUGAAGUGGACAGACCUAGCUUUACAGUACCUCCAUGAGAAUGUUCCCCCCCUGGGCAACUAACAGCUGGACUUCCCCUCCUCCACUGGUCAUCUUUCAGAAAUACAUGGGUACAAAAAGGUUUCCGUUUUGUCUCCUAAUUCAGAUCUUCUGGUGCUAGAGCAGCACUCAAGAAGGUACACUGCUCAUGAGAGACGGGUUGAGAUUUCUCAGGAAUGCAGAAUAGUUUGCUCUUUAAACCUCAAGUUCUUCAUUCACUAGCCCGUGUUUGAACAGCAGUUGAUUAAAUGUUUGCCUUUAACUCUGA
Sorex fumeus (smoky shrew) is the source of this 588-nucleotide messenger RNA. It is a transcript of the gene ANAPC13, whose product is annotated as anaphase promoting complex subunit 13. The record is from RefSeq and is a predicted model, not a curated record. The transcript is spliced from 3 exons. Bases 120 to 344 code for a protein of 74 amino acids. NCBI's taxonomy places the organism in Eukaryota, Metazoa, Chordata, Mammalia, Eulipotyphla, Soricidae. Gene Ontology annotation, biological process: protein K11-linked ubiquitination. Gene Ontology annotation, cellular component: anaphase-promoting complex.